Molecule: messenger RNA, 1056 nt
Organism: Macrobrachium nipponense
Lineage: Eukaryota; Metazoa; Arthropoda; Malacostraca; Decapoda; Palaemonidae
Product: neuropeptide F-like
Exons: 4
Coding region: 155-538 (127 amino acids)
Cellular component (GO): extracellular region
Molecular function (GO): hormone activity
Source: RefSeq, a predicted model, not a curated record
UCGUGUGCUGGACACCCACCCACCACCACUACCGACAGAGGCGAUUCUCCUUCUCCCGUCUGUCACUCCUCCCACACCACCCUCCCGUUCACGCACCCAGGCCACAGAGCUCCCGUCGCCAGUCCGCUUUUUUUAAAACCCGAAGAAGCCAGCCAUGUACCAACGUGUAGGCCAAGUGUGGGCGGCUAUUUUGGUGGGCGUGGUCGUCGUCAGCGUCAUGCAGAUGGGCGGAGUUGAGGGCAAACCCGACCCAACGCAGCUGGCGGCCAUGGCUGAUGCCCUCAAGUACCUGCAGGAGCUCGACAAAUAUUACUCCCAGGUGUCACGACCCAGCCCCCGUUCGGCGCCAGGUCCGGCCUCGCAGAUUCAGGCUUUGGAAAAGACUUUAAAGUUCCUACAACUACAAGAGCUCGGCAAAUUGUACUCACUUAGGGCUCGGCCGCGAUUCGGAAAACGCAGCGAGUAUGCCGUUCCUCCUGGUGAUGUUCUGAUGGAAGCCAGCGAGAGACUGAUGGAGACUUUGGCACGCAGGAGGUGAAUUCCCUUACAUCACCACUGCUCUGUGAAGUCGCUACGACGCCUCCGCAAAUUUUCAUCCAAUCAGCUACCGCCAAAGAUGGCUUAGAGCCAAUCAUCAUCCGAGCUGCCCACUUAUCUUCUCCAGCCAAUCUGCGUCUUUGUUUACAUUUUACAUUUCUCUUCUGACUAAUUUAUCUCUCUCUCUCUCUCUCUCUCUCUCUCUCUCUCUCUCUCUCUCUCUCUCUCUAAAAUGCACAAAUAUCGAUGUAUGAAAUGACGUGGUGACGCACCAGCUGGUAGGAGGUUUCACAUUUAAAAAAUAUAUAAAUUAAUAUAUAGACCUAUAGAAGACAGACAGAUCCAGCCCCUUCGUACCAGCUAGGGCGUCAUCUAUGAAGUCAAAAUUCCAAUUUUUUUCUCCUUUCAUUAUUCUUCAGCCUUCAUAUAAUUUCCCUGCCCUACUCACUAAAACUUUGUAGUGUCCUAAUAAUGAAAAUAAAAAUGCACGUUGUGUAUUAAAUGUGGUACAGCAUUGAA